Molecule: messenger RNA, 1908 nt
Organism: Mya arenaria
Lineage: Eukaryota; Metazoa; Mollusca; Bivalvia; Myida; Myidae
Exons: 2
Coding region: 253-951 (232 amino acids)
Source: RefSeq, a predicted model, not a curated record
AACUCAGGUAGUAAUCUUCAUUUUGAAAGUUGUGGUUUAUGUAGGAGUUUAAAAAGAAUUACAAGCAAGAAGUAGAAUGGAGGUAUCAGGCAAAAAACUAUCGGAUCAAGACCGGACCUAUUGCCAGCCAUGUUUUGAGGAUGGAGACAACAUAACUGCACUGUAUGCAAAGAGUUCUUGUGCUCAACCUGUGAAAAUGCACACAGAACGUUCAAGGCUACCAAAAGACAUGUCCUGCUGAACAAGAAAAACAUGCCAACAUCGUUGACGGACAAAUCACUUAAAGAAAACACCAAUGUGCCUUGCGAUAUCCAUCCUAAGGAAAGUAUUAAAUACUUCUGUCCCACCCACGAGAGUGUCAACUGUGGACAUUGUGUAGAAUUUGAAAAUCGGUCAUGCAAGAUAAGCCUCAUUUCCGAGAUAUCGGAUUCUUUCAAAAAUGGUCAGGAGUACGGCGACAUCAGAAAAUCAAUUGCCAAGCUACUGAAAGGCGUUAAUGAUUGUGUCAAUGAAGUUGAAAGCAACAUCAAAAUGAUUUUAAAGCUAAGCGAAGACGAGGUUACAAAGCUUAGGGAUUAUCGUGAGAAGGUUAACGACUACUGCAAUGAGAGGGAAAAUUUCCUUCUUGAGAUCAUAGAGAAGAUGAAAGAUAUGGAUAAAACACGACUGGACUCUUUGAAACCAAAAUGUGAUAACAUUAAGGCUAAGAUAAACCAAAUUAAGUUAGCACUUGAUGCACAGGAAAACAACAGUGGGAACUUGUUUAUUGAAGCAAAAAGAGUCAAGAAAAGGGUUGAAUGUCUUGAAAUGUGUCUGAAUGAUCUAAGCAAAGAGAACACUGUCCACCGAUACAAAUUUAUAAAGGACCCAACCACUGAGAGACUGCUUAAAGCAAAAACUGGCCUUGGCAUAGUGAGUGAGGAUCAGACAAUCUGGACACACUUCGGAUAGACAAUAUAACUUCUUUUUUAUGUUGAUAGAAUAAAAUCGAAGACAUUUCAGUUGAAAUAGGCCCAUGUGUGAAAUUCCGUUGUCAAAUUGUGUUAUGUCGUCAUUAGACGCUACAAUUACAUUGGUAGAAAAAACAAACAAUAACGGUACAAAUUUGCGUACAGAAACAUACCGGCUGGCACCAUCUAUGCCAAAUCAAUCACCAACAUCAAAGCGCCAUUUCUUUUUUUGUUUUCAUGUAUAGUUUAGGGAACAAAAAAAUAGGAUUUUCAUUGAGCUCGAUGAAUUAUAUAUAACUAUCAAUCACCAGCAUCAACAAUAUAAGACAUUUAAUAAAAAACUGACACUAAAACUCAGUAAACAACGUCGCAUGUUGUUUCUGUUUUGGCGAAAUGUACAAAAACGUUUUCUACGACAAUGUUUACACAAAUAGAUAAUUAGGGUAUCAAAGAAAUACUAAUCCGGUCCGGAUAAAAAACGACCCUCAGGAACGUUGCCGGCCUCCGCACGUGUCACCGAGUAGGAGUUUUGUAUUCGGACCGGAAUAAUAUGCUGGAUAUCAUUAACAUUCUCAUGUAAAGUUCAACAAAGCAUACCAUUCAAAUGUGUCUAGUCCUCCUUAGUAUGGUUUUCCCUAUAGGGUUAGGUGAUAUUUUGAUGAUGUGCUUUCCCUCUAUCUGUCCGUUUGUCUAGACUGAUAGACACCAUCCGCUUGAAAUCUCCAAAACUGCUGGAGAGAGGUAAAUGAAACUUCACAGAAAUAAUAGGUACUAUGCCUAGUUGUGUACUAACAUUGGUAUAAAAUGCUCGGCAGAUUUUUCAGUGUAAUGGUCCUUUCUUUAAUAUAUAUAAAGUGCGUAUAUAAAUUAGUUGCCCGAGUCAAAUCUCUAACACUGCUGGAGGGAGUUUUUAUAACUUAACAGAAAAAUAUAUGUUAAGCUCGUGUAUCUUUUCAUU